Molecule: messenger RNA, 3766 nt
Organism: Pectinophora gossypiella (pink bollworm)
Lineage: Eukaryota; Metazoa; Arthropoda; Insecta; Lepidoptera; Gelechiidae
Gene: Dgk
Product: diacylglycerol kinase 1
Exons: 23
Coding region: 350-3013 (887 amino acids)
Biological process (GO): lipid phosphorylation; diacylglycerol metabolic process; intracellular signal transduction
Cellular component (GO): plasma membrane
Molecular function (GO): calcium ion binding; ATP-dependent diacylglycerol kinase activity
Source: RefSeq, a predicted model, not a curated record
GUAAGGAAGGGACGUGUUCGUUCGUUUUUCCCGCGCAAAUUUUCCGUUUUUCCUAUGUGAUUUAUCAAAAGAAGCGUUCUCAACUCCCCUUUGGGAGUAUCGCAGUUUUAAAUUAUCGUAUUCAAUGCUAUUUUUACAUAAUGUAGUGGGUAAAGCGAGCCACAGAUUAGUUCGAUAAUAAAUCUGUCGAUUUAUAAAGGAUUGUGUGAAUUGCAACGUUAGUAUUUCUAGGCAGGCUUUUUAUAUUGAACGCAUGUGCUUGAAAAUAAAUAGUUUAAAAAAAGUGCAAUGUUAUUUCCGAGGAUUUGAAAUUUGAAAUUCGAUUUUGAGGAGCACCGAAAAAGUGGGGAUGACAAACUCCAACACCGGGUUUCAGUGGGACAAGCUUUCUCCAGCGGAGUUCCAGCAGUUACAGGAGUUAGCCUCGUACUCAACGAAAAAACUUCAAAAUGUGCUCAAAGAGUUUUGUGACGUCAAAAAGCAGAGCCCGGAUGGGGAUAUCGACUAUGAAGGUUUCCGCUGGUUCCUGGACACGUUUCUUGAGGUCUCCACGCCAGAUGAGCUCUCAAGGCACCUAUUCCUGUCGUUCGUGCGUCGCGAGCGUCCUGCGUUACGGGAGAUGGCGGCGGCUAGUUCCCACGCCGGCUGCGCAGCCGUCACUGCGCACGCAGACCACCAGAUGAUGAAGGGUAAGCUGAGCCUGGCUUCCAAGAUCCAUGGCCUGGCGGAGCGGCUGCAGCAGCUCGGGAAAGGCUCCGGGGAUUCAGUGGACGGGGACAAGGGCUCCCGGAGUAGAACUGGCAGCGUUCACCCGAUGUUCACGGUGACAACCCACCCGUCGUACUCGGCGCACGAGCUGUGUCUUGGCCGCGCGGAGACCAGCCCCAGCCACAGCCAGGUGUCCCGCAACUCCAGCAGGAAGUCCAGCAACUCCUUGCGCGUCAACCACAACACUAAGAUCGAAGACUUCAAACACCUCAUGCGCCGGUCGUCGACAGUUGAGGUGCACACGGCGAGAGUGUCUCUCAAGGACAUCGUCUGCUACCUCUCACUGCUGGAAGCUGGAAGACCAGAGGACAAACUCGAAUUCAUGUUUCGGCUGUACGACACUGAUGGCAACGGGGUCCUGGACACCAAUGAGAUGGAUUGUAUCGUCAAUCAGAUGAUGACAGUGGCGGAAUACCUGGGCUGGGAGACUUCCGAGCUGAGGCCUAUUCUUCAAGAUAUGAUGGUUGAGAUCGACUAUGAUGCAGACGGGACAGUAUCCUUGGAUGAGUGGAAGAGAGGAGGAAUGACAACCAUCCCGCUCCUAGUCCUGUUGGGGUUGGACACGAAUGUCAAAGAGGAUGGUGAACACGCGUGGAGACUGAAACACUUCAGCAGACCGGCCUACUGCAACCUCUGCCUUAACAUGCUGGUCGGGCUCGGCAAGAAGGGCUUGUGUUGUAUUUUCUGCAAGUUCACGGUGCACGAGCGCUGCGUGCAGCGUGCGCCGGCGUCGUGCAUCGCCACGUACUCCAAGUCGCGCCGCGCCUCCGCCGCGCUGGCGCAUCACUGGGUCGAAGGUAACUGCCACGGGAAAUGCGCGCGGUGUCGGAAAAAGAUCAAAGGAUACAACGGUAUUACUGGCUUGCAUUGUCGAUGGUGUCACAUUACGCUCCACAACCGCUGCGUUGGCAGCGCGGGCGGCGCGUGCACCCUGGGCCGGCACGCCAAGCACAUCCUGCCGCCCACCGCCAUCAGACCCCUGGUGCUGGACCGUCAGAGGUCUCUGCCGCACAGACCCCAGCCUGACCAGCAAACCUUACCAGUCUCAAUCUCCCUCCCGAUCUCAAUCGCGGCCUCAGCAGACAAAGAGGAGAGGGAGAAAGAGAAGAAGGAAGACAGAAAAGAGCAUAGAGCUCCCCCCAUCUCCUUCCAAAUCACUCCACCAGACGGAUGUUGUCCUUUACUAGUGUUUAUAAAUCCCAAGUCUGGUGGCAGACAAGGCGCAAGAGUUUUGAGGAAGCUGCAGUAUAUUUUAAAUCCAAGACAGGUCCAUGAUAUUGCUAAAGGCGGACCUAUGCAAGGUCUGCAGAUGUUCAAGGACGUGAAGAAUUAUCGUGUGAUAUGCUGCGGAGGUGACGGCACCGUGGGCUGGGUCCUGGAGACUAUGGAUAAAGUGCAAAUGGAAGCCCAGCCGGCGGUGGGUGUGCUGCCGCUGGGGACAGGCAACGACCUGGCUCGCUGCCUGCGGUGGGGCGGAGGGUAUGAAGGGGAGUCGAUCCACAAGAUUUUGGACAAGAUAGCCAACGCAAGCACCGUCAUGAUGGAUAGGUGGCAGAUACUCGUUGAAAACACAACAACAGAGUGUGACCAGCCCCAGAUGCCGGAGUCUGCGCCGCACCCCACCUCCGUCCCUUACAAUAUUAUCAACAACUACUUCUCUAUAGGCGUUGACGCGGCGAUCUGCGUGAAGUUCCACACGGAGCGUGAGCGCAACCCGGACAAGUUCAGUUCUCGUAUGAAGAACAAGCUGUGGUAUUUCGAGUUCGCCACCUCGGAGCAGUUCGCGGCCAGCUGCAAGAACCUACAUGAAAAUAUGGAUAUUGUGUGUGAUGGUCACUCGCUGGAGUUGAACAAAGGCCCAGCGCUGCAGGGUGUGGCUCUCCUGAACAUCCCGUACGCUCACGGCGGGUCCAACCUGUGGGGCGCCAGCGGAGCGCACCGCCGGGGACGCUUCCCCAACGCACAACAAGAUAUCGGCGACAAGUUAAUAGAGGUCAUAGGGCUGGAGAAUUGUCUGCACAUGGGGCAGGUCCGCACUGGGCUGCGGGCGUCGGGCCGCCGCCUCGCGCAGUGCAGCUCCAUCACCAUCACCACCAGGCGGACCUUCCCCAUGCAGAUCGACGGCGAGCCCUGGAUGCAGCCGCCUUCCAAGAUCACGAUAACCCACAAGAACCAGGUGCCGAUGCUGAUGUGCCCAGCCCCGGAGAAAGGCCGGGGGUUCUUCAAGCUGUUCACCCACUGCUAACUACACAAGUCCAAGUCUCAAUCAGGGGGGUCAAAGAGGCCAUAUUGAAGCAAAUUCAUCUAAAAACGAAAAAUUGUUAAUUGACGGUAGCCCAGUUGAAAGAACGCUUGACUCCCAUUGUGAGGUCGCAGGUUCGAAACCCAGCAUAUACCAAUGAUAUUAUCAAUUUUUUUUCCAAUAUGCGUUUAGAUGCUCAGCGAUGAAGGAAAAUAUCGUGAGAAAAACCCACAUUCCCGGCUGGUUUUCCCUUCCCCGGAACUAGGAUCUGUCAAAUCUUCAGAUUAGGUAAGCGGACCCUAAAUAUCCCGCAAAUAUCAAAUCAAAAUACUGUUUUUAAGCUGGGUUGCAUUAAUAAUCAUGCAGAAAGCAGCCAUCCUUAACACCUGUCGGAUAGUACGCAAAUUCCUAUCCUCCGACAUUGACAUCAUGACUGAACGCACAGAUACAUAAUUAUUAAACCCUCCUUCCAGUGGCACUUGGUCUGUGACCCGUGUCUCUGGUAAAUACCCUCCGAAAGAGGAGAUAAACUAUAGUUUAAAAAAAAACACUUUAUUGCCCACAAUUUCACAAAUUCAUUAAUGUGGCCUCUUUAAACCGCUGGUCAACUUAGCACAAUGUUUUCUAUAAUCUGGCCUAUAAGCACUCCCGGGCCACGCUUCUUCAUACAUACAUACAAAACGUCUCUCUGCCUACCCCAUUGGGUGAGAGCCCUCAGCGCUCCCCAUUUGUCCGGCCAAGUAGUGAAUGCCACAG